AUGGGGAAUAAAUCACGGCUCUUUGGAUUAUCUUGCAUCCUUCUUGCUUAUUAUACUUAUAUACCCAUACCAGAAAACAUUGAAGAACCCUGGAAAAUGAGACUCAUAGAUAUUUUUAUGAAAAUAGCAACGCUUACGGUAGUUCUUUUGCUUCCUGUACUCAAAGUUGUGCACUCUCGUUCCAAAAAAAAAGUUUAUAUUUGGUUUACAUUCAUCAGUGUUAAGUGUGUUAACAGUUACCUAAAUGGUGAUGAUGAUUUCAAUACAGGUUUAUUCUACUGUGGGAGCCCAUCUGAGAAGCUCACUGGCAAGCUGCACUGCAUCUUCAUGGGCAGAGACUACAGACUUGCUCCUCAGUAUUUAUUCCCAGCUGCCCUUGAAGAUUGUAUUUUUGCGAUCAAGUUCUUUCUCCAGGAUAAAGUUCUUGAAAAAUAUGGAGUGGAUCCUGCUCGCAUCUGUAUUUCAGGAGACAGCUCUGGGGGUGCCUUGGUAGGAUCAGUGACUCAACUGCUACAGGAUGAUCCAGAAUACAGAAACAAAAUUAAAACACAAGCCAUGAUAUACCCUAAGCUACAGAUAAUUGAUACGUGGAUGCCAUCUUAUCGAGAGUAUAAAGAUGGUCCCUUUUUGUCAAGAAAGUUAGCAAUUAAGGUGUCAAUCCGAUAUAUAACAGAAGAUGAAGAACUGCCAGAAGCAAUACUGAGAAAUGAGUACAUGCCUGAAGGAUCAAGAGACUUGUUCAAGUUUGUGAACUGGAGUCACUUCCUUCCUGAGAAGUAUAAGAAGAACCAUGUUUAUAGAGAGCCCAUUCUUGGGACGCUGAAUGCUUCCUAUCCAGUACUUCUGGAUAGUAGACUGUCACCUUUGUUAGUCAAUGACUCCCAGUUACAAAAGUUGCCAUUAACUUAUAUCAUCACAUGUGAGCAUGACAUUCUAAGAGAUGAUGGACUUAUUUAUGUCACCCGACUCAGAAAUGCAGGAGUUCCAGUUACACAUGAACACAUAGAGGAUGCAAUCCAUGGAGCCAUAUCAUUUGUCACAGCACCAAUGUAUUUACAUUCAGGCUUGAGAAUACUAGAUAAGUAUAUAAGUUGGCUACAAGAAAAUCUAUAA
Messenger RNA from Microtus ochrogaster (prairie vole), 1113 nucleotides. Its product is annotated as arylacetamide deacetylase-like 2. The coding region runs from base 1 to 1113 and encodes 370 amino acids. The transcript has 5 exons. Gene Ontology annotation, molecular function: carboxylic ester hydrolase activity. The record is from RefSeq and is a predicted model, not a curated record. Gene Ontology annotation, cellular component: membrane. NCBI's taxonomy places the organism in Eukaryota, Metazoa, Chordata, Mammalia, Rodentia, Cricetidae.